CGAUUCCACUGGGUGGCGUGUUCCUGAGACCAUGGAAUGAUUUAUCACUGUACUAUUUCCUCCUUUUUUUCACAGGUUGUACUUCCAACCAGAGUUGGCCAGGUCUAUGUGUAUGACACAGCUCCACAGAUGGAACAAGAUGAAUACGAUGUCCCCCCAUCCAGAAUUCCUCCCCCUGCUGCUCCACAGGAGAUUUAUGAUGUGCUCCCCACAAGAGGCGGGAUGGUGCUCUCUGGGAAUCAGUACGGGCAGGAGGUGUAUGAUACUCCCCCUAUGGCAGUAAAGGACCCUAACAGUAGAGACAAAAUGCAGGACAUUUAUGAUGUACCACCUAGUGUGGAAAUGAAUCAGCAAGGUCAUCAGACUGUCUAUGAUAUUCCUCCGUCUGUAAGUAAAGAUGUCCCAGACGGCUUUGUCACAGAAGAUACGUAUGAUGUCCCGCCAUCAUUUGCUCACAGAACAAUGAAGAAGAAUUCCGACCUCAGGAGGUACCCAGCUUCACCCCAAAACCCUGCUGUGCAGGACGGCUAUCCGCCUGAGGAUGUGUACGAUGUACCUCCACUGGCGGGAAAGCUUACAGAUACGUCCUUCAACCAGGAUAUCUAUGACGUUCCUCCAAGCCAGAAGAUACUUGGAGGGCAGAAGACAAUCACUCAGGAUGUGUAUGAUUUCCCGAGGGACCUCAGCGUGCCAAAUUCAGGAGGCAAGGGAUCCCUGAACGAGGAGUCUGGUGGGGAUUAUAUUUACGACGUGCCUCCUCAGGUGUGUAGAGAUGCCACCACGGAGGACAUCACCAACAGCUUCAAAAGGCUUUCAGCCUCCAGCACAGGCAGCACGAGGAGUAAUAUCUCAACGUCUUCCCUUGACGUCAUCCCUGUCAAGGAGUCUUCGAACACCUUGCCCAAGCCAAGUGGCAGGGAGCUCAAUUUGGACUUAGAAGCGGCGAUGGAAAUGCUGGCAAAGCUGCAGCAAAACGUGGAGAGUUCCGUUUCUUAUCUCAUGUCCUUCAUCAUCAGUAGCUGGAGGAACCGCGAGCACAUGGAAGCCAACGUGCAGAACAUCCAGAGCGGGGUUGAAAAGGUAAAGAAUUCUGUGAAGGAUCUUCUGGAGUUUGGCCGAGGAGCUGUUGCGAAUUCCACGCAAGCGACUGAUCGCACUUUGCACACCAAGCUGAGCAAACAGGUGCAGAAAAUGGAAGAGGUCUACCAGGUGCUACUCAAACACAGCCAGGCAUUGGACAACUGCAAUUGGGCGCUUAAUGUUUUGGUAAUGAACAAGCAGAGUUCAUCAGAUGACCUCGACAGGUUUGUCAUGUACUCACGGGGCAUCCCCGAUGAUACAAAGCAGCUCGCGUCUUUCCUUCACGGCAAUGCUUCGCUGCUCUUUAAACGGACAAAACAGCAACCAUCACAGGGGGAUCCCAAGUCUAACCUGUCCCAGUCGGGCCUUGACAGUCACUCAACCAACAACAACAAUAUAUCGCACUCUCAGACGGGACACGCAGACAAGGCCAAUAUACAGGCACGGCCUCUGCCAUCGCCACCGAGAUACACUGCUGAAGAGGCCCCAGACACCCAAUACGAGAACAAUGGUAGUGGGUGGAUGGAAGACUAUGACUACGUUCACUUGCAGGGGAAGGAAGAGUUUGAAAAAACACAAAAGGAGUUGCUGGAGAAAGGGAACAUCAUACGACAAGGCAAAGCACAGCUGGAGCAACAGCAGGUCAAACAGUUUGAGCGUCUAGAGCAAGAGGUAACCAGACCUAUUGAGAAUGACCUCUCAAACUGGACCCCAACCCACCAAUACGCACAGGUUAAGAGCAAGCUGAGCACCUCGGACAGGCAGCUCCUUUUGUUUUACUCAGAACAGUGCGAGUCAAACAUCACAACAUUAAUCAAUGCCAUCGAUGCCUUCUUCACAUCCAUCAACAACAACCAGCCUCCCAAAAUCUUCGUGGCGCACAGCAAGUUCGUCAUUCUCAGCGCGCACAAGUUAGUCUUCAUCGGAGACACUCUCUCCCGCCAGGCCAAGUCACAAGAGGUCCGCAAUAAAGUCACGCACUACAGCAACCUGCUCUGUGACAUGCUUAAACACAUUGUGGUGACUACCAAGACGGCAGCCUUGCAAUAUCCAUCUCCCACUGCUGCCAAGGAGAUGGUGGACAGAGUCACCGAGUUAUCCCACUGUACACAGCAGUUCAAGAUGGUGAUAAGUCAGUUAGCGGGCAUGUGAGGAUGUGCAACAGAGCACCUUCAGACUAAACUGUACAUUCGUUGCAUUUCAAGAUUGAAUGAAUUAAACCACUGUAAAUGGAAUACUGUAAAUAUUUGUCCUAAGAAAUACCCCUGCAGAGAAAAAAUACGUUUUUGGUCUGUUGGAAAGAAUUCAGCGGGGGUAUUUUUUGUUAAAGACUUUACCAUUUAUAAUUAAUCAAGGGUGUUUAAAUUCUGAACGCUGUUGUGUUCCUUUUUUUAAAAAAAAAAGUUCAUUUAAUGUUGUGUUCUGUAAAAUGAAAGCAGAAAUAAUUAUUUUCAGCGUUGAUUUUAAAUUGUGGACGUGUGGGUUAUAUUUUAAAAUUUAUUAAAGUAAAAGGAAGAUUAUCAGAACAACGAAAAUAGACGGAGGACAUUUUUCUACUGUGGCAAUUAGCUAAGUAAUUGUUUUCGUUGUCACGGGACUGUGUUAACUGGCAAAGUAUCGCGGCUGCAUAAGAGUUCUGAUUCUGUAUAAUAAAUCAUAUUAGCAGCAUCUCACGAGAGGUCACAAAGAAAACGGGGAAUAACAGGUAAAACCAAGAGGGCAAAACUGCCCCUUCAGAGUGAAGUGUAUGUGAAGAAAGGUAUUAAUGUUUCAUCUGUGUUUUUUUUAGAUCUUAACCUCAGUAUGAGGUACAUAUUGCAUUGCAUUUCAACCCUUUCCCAUUCACCAGCUAUUGCAGAAAAUGCAAAUGAAUUGGUGCCUUGAAAUUAUUGAGCUUCUGCUGGUAAACAGAGCUGAAGUGAUUUGCAGCCUGUACUCGCAUUGGAUCCAUUGGGGGGAACCAAGUAAAAAAACAAACUGAUAUGCAGCGUCACUUUUAGUGACGUUGUUUCUGAACAAAAAUCAUAUUUCACAGUUUUGACAUUCACUGCAAUUACAUAAUUGCAAUUGCAAAACUGUUUUGUUGAACGUUGGGUUUCAGCGAAAACACUGAUCUGAAAGUAUGAGAAAGAACUUCCUCUAAAACUUUUAACCAAAGAUUGCCUAAGGAUAUCUGACUUUGCCAGUAUUGUUGGAACUGCAAAUCCAACAAUGGUUCACUUUGGUGCUGAUGGGAGCCCACAAACCUCCAUUUAACAUCCCCUUUACGUGGCAUAUGAAUUGCUGACAGUUCCGCUCACACUAUCGUGCUGCGCCUAGCUUACUUGGUUACUGCCAGCCUUGAGUGUGUCAGUAGCAUGUUCAACAGGCAGAAGAGGAGGGCUGUGUGUUGCCAAUGCACUGCCUCCUGCAAUGGGUCCCAAAUGUUGCCAGUUUUAGCCAUCCCGCACGCACGUGCUAAAUGCUGGAGGCAAGCACGUGCUUGGAAGCGGUGAUGGCGCUGCAUGCUUGGCGUUGCCAUGCACGGUGUUAACAGCGCAGUAGAUGUACAGCCCAAAACCCGCUGCAUUCACCUCAGACCUACCGGUUUGCCCGACAUCGCUCAGAUCCCAGCACACUGCGCACACAGGGAGAUGCCAUUGCCACCCAACAUCGUCACAUCGCAUGCAAAGUAACGUGACAGUGUGUGCGGUGUGGUGAAUUGACCGCCGCGUGUGUGGUCCUAGUGAAUCCUACGUGUGCGCAUGAGGUUAACUCAGCGGAGGGCUCACACUCAGGGCUGUGACCACAAGAGUGCUGCUUGUUAAGCCAUGUCUUGUUACUGUUAUGCCACUAUUCCAAACUGAGGUCUAAGCUAAACACUCCGUUACUACUUCUCUCGCUCUCCUUAUUGUAUCAAUCUUUAUCUUGCAUUGUAAAAUGAGCACAUGGUACCACCCAUUCACACUCCAGCUUUUGUUUUCUUGCGAAAUGUUAUGUAUGUUUAAUAUCUGACGUGGUCGGAGGAUCGAUUAGCUCUGUAUGAGAUGCAUUCUUGUGAAUGUCUGCACCUUCUGUGACUAAAAGCAACCUUGCUUGAAAGACGCUGAUUCAGAGACUCUUGGUGGAAAUUCUAAUUCUCCGGAAUGUGAAAAGAAUUUCUUCCGAACAAAAAGUCAGGCAGAUUGGCUGAGCACCUGAUCAGUGAAAAAUUGUACAUGGAUCCCAGACAAAAGAGGAAACUGCAAUGCUGUAUAUCUUCUGAACACAACACUUCUGCACCAGCCAAAACCUUUGAAAACCGUUUCAACAUUGAGGCCGCAACGUUGCCAUUGAUUGGUGCUGCGGUUGACACAGCCCUGUUAUGAGUGAGUGAAGCAAUUAGCAAAUUUUGUCCAUAAAUGUAGAUGUUGAAGUGAUCCAAAAUAUUACGGAUUGCAGAGUGAAAGGGGCUGAACCUGACAACGAAACUCAUCCUUUACAGCUUUUACAGGUCCUGCUAGAAAUUCCCCCAAUAGUCUAAACCUACUUUGCAUUUUACCUUUUUAUUUCUCUGGUCUUAACAUUAUGGUGAAACACUGCUGUAAAUGUGAUGUAUUCUUUACCAUGCAAACUUAGUUCAUAUUCAUCCAAAUUUUUAGUUCUCUUGCACAGUGGUUGGUUUAGGGUGGCUGUUGCCUUUUGUAUUAUAUUCAACUGGAUUUAUUUUUAAUUAUUAAACAGGCUUAAGAAUCAUGAAA
Molecule: messenger RNA, 4799 nt
Organism: Callorhinchus milii (elephant shark)
Lineage: Eukaryota; Metazoa; Chordata; Chondrichthyes; Chimaeriformes; Callorhinchidae
Product: BCAR1 scaffold protein, Cas family member
Exons: 5
Coding region: 37-2232 (731 amino acids)
Biological process (GO): cell surface receptor protein tyrosine kinase signaling pathway; cell migration
Cellular component (GO): focal adhesion; cytoplasm; plasma membrane
Source: RefSeq, a predicted model, not a curated record